Molecule: messenger RNA, 1725 nt
Organism: Sinocyclocheilus rhinocerous
Lineage: Eukaryota; Metazoa; Chordata; Actinopteri; Cypriniformes; Cyprinidae
Product: cyclic AMP-responsive element-binding protein 3-like protein 4
Exons: 10
Coding region: 98-1489 (463 amino acids)
Biological process (GO): regulation of transcription by RNA polymerase II
Cellular component (GO): nucleus
Molecular function (GO): RNA polymerase II cis-regulatory region sequence-specific DNA binding; DNA-binding transcription factor activity, RNA polymerase II-specific
Source: RefSeq, a predicted model, not a curated record
GGUGAUUUCAUCAAGGAACAGGACAAAGAGAAGGCACUUCCUAUUUGUUGUACAUGUCUACGUAUCUUAUUUCGGUUCAAGAUCAUCAGAGUGUCAGAUGUCAGAAGUAAGCGAGGAUAUGGAGAAUACAGACCUGCUUGGUCUAAUCUUCCCAGAUGAAGACCCAGGAUCCGGAGAUCUGUUCCUCACAGAGGGGAAUAACUUGCUGGAGGAUUUGCUUUCAGAGCAAGAUAUGCUGAGUGGAAUGGAUACAGAGGACUUUCUCAGCAGUCUUCUGGGUGAGGAAGAGGACGGCCUGACUAUCAACUGUUUGUCUCAGUCUCCUCAUGGCAGCGACAGCGGCAUCUCUGAGGACACCACCCCUCCACACGAUAGCAGCGAGACAGACACCGUCCCCAGUCCACGCAUCGAGCCUCUGCUUUACUCCGAGUGUAUGACGGAGAGCUACGAGGCCCAGGUGGUGCAGACAGACCACUGCUACACCCUCCCACAGGACACAGACGCCCUGCUGAGCGUCCGAUCAGAGAACCCUGAGUCUGAUGUCUUCAUAGAUGUCGAUGAUUUGGAUAUGGAUAUGGAUGAUGGCUUCUCCCCAGAGCUGCCCUGCUCACUCACGAUUGAAGACUCCACACAAAGCAGCAAACCAGACAACCAGUUCCAGUUCAAAGAGAUUGUUUUGACUGAUGAGGAGAGGAGACUUCUGGCGAAAGAAGGUGCAACCAUUCCAGCUCAUAUGCCUCUUACAAAGGCAGAGGAACGGACCCUGAAGAGGGUGAGGAGAAAGAUCCGGAAUAAGCAGUCUGCUCAGGAGAGUCGCAAGAAGAAGAAAGUUUAUGUUGAUGGCCUAGAGAACAGGGUUGCGAUCUGCACUGCUCACAAUCAGGAAUUACAGAAGAAAGUUGAGAUGCUGCAGAAACAAAACAUGUCCCUUAUUGAACAGCUGAGAAAACUGCAGGCUAUGGUGAAAAUGUCCACGAUAAAAACCACCACGACUAGCACUUGUAUUAUGGUGUUCCUGCUUUCUUUCUGUCUGAUCAUUUUCCCCUCAGUCAAUCCUUUUGGCAGCAGCAAUCAGAAAGAUCUGUAUACGUCAUCUACAGGAAUGUCUCGAGCCCUGCGGUCUUAUCCAGCUAUCCUGAAAGAUGACAUUAUAUCCACGUCUGCUAAAGAAGUGCCAGAGCAGGAUGUCCUCCUCAUGGCCACUGUAGAGAAUAACCAGGUGCUGCUGUCCGGCGCUCAGAACCACACACCUGACUACCAGCGGGUCGAGCAGUCUGACUCUGAGUCUGGGGUCAACAGCAACUCCUCCGCUGACUUCCCCAGUCCUGCCCAGUCAGAUCUCAAAGCGGACGCAUCUCUCUCAGAGUCCCACAGAAACUCAGCUGCGUCUCCGGUGAUCUACGACGGCCAGAGCAAAACCAAGGAGAGCUGGAUGGAGCAGAAACCCACGACAGUUAUAAUACAACAGCACCGAUCUGAUGAAAUGUAGGAGAGCAUCUAAAACAAAACUUGCUUUGUUUUAGAUGAAAGAUCAGUAUAGCCAUUUUCUCUUCAUUGUAGCAUCCCAGCCUGACCCCUUUUUGCUUAAUUUGUAUUUUGUACAUGGAUCUACUGUCAUGCUAUAAUAGCACUUUUUUAUACCCAGCCAUUUGUUAGGACAUUAUUGUUCUAUUCAUCUGCGCACAAAUUAUGAUUCUUUUUCAAUGGAAACGUGAAGGAGUCGUG